Molecule: messenger RNA, 371 nt
Organism: Tripterygium wilfordii
Lineage: Eukaryota; Viridiplantae; Streptophyta; Magnoliopsida; Celastrales; Celastraceae
Product: dolichyl-diphosphooligosaccharide--protein glycosyltransferase subunit 4A
Exons: 1
Coding region: 1-114 (37 amino acids)
Source: RefSeq, a predicted model, not a curated record
AUGAUCGAUGAUCAAGAUCUGGGCUUCUUUGCUAAUUUUCUCGGUAUCUUUAUUUUCGUACUGGUAAUUGCUUAUCAUUAUGUGAUGGCUGAUCCAAAAUAUGAAGGAAACUAAGAGUCUUUUUGUACUAGAUGUCAUCAGUGAGAGAUAUGUAAUGUUGUUUUAUGUGCUUUAUGUUUGCAACUUAUCAGCAGAAUACUCUGUCGUUUAAAGGCCAUUUCUUGUGCUGAAUAACUGUGUUGUUUGCAAUUUUUCUAGACAAAGUUCUGGCUGUGUUCGACUCUCACAGUGUUGGCACCACUGGUGGUUGCAUUAGUGAUACUGUGAUGGUGGAACUGUGGUCUUAGAAAUAUAUAUAUUUUUUCUUUUAA